AUGGCCUACUAUCUGCCCGGUGUGAACAUCCACUCCUUCCAAGAAGGAGAUGAAAUCAAAUUAAAAGUCAACAAGAUGACUUCUACCCAGACUCAAUUCCCCCUUGACUACUACAAGUUCCCCUUUUGUCAGCCCACAGAUGGAGUCAAGGUGGAUCAUGAAAAUUUGGGAGAGUUCUUGGAGGGAGAUCGCAUCGAGUCGUCGCCGUAUUUACUCAGAAUGAAAAAACACAUGUACUGCGAACAAGUAUGUGUGGCCAAUCUCGGUCGCGGGGAACAGCCACACUUGAACUCCAACAAGGUGGUCAAGGUCAUUCGAAAGAAUUAUCAUAACAACUGGAUUGUCGAUAAUCUGUCGGCCGCCUCCAAAAUUGAAAAUGACGAACUGGUUACCACUCGCUACUGGCAGGGAUUCCCCGUUGGAUUUAUUGCCGAGGAUAACAAAAAAGCAUACGUUCACAAUCACGUCAAUAUCGAACUCUUUUAUCACAAGGCGGCGGAUUUGCCCACUGGGGAUAAUGCCAUUCCCGAAUACCGCAUUGUCAGAUUCAUGGUGGAACCCUUUUCCAUUAAACACGACCACGACGCCACUGAGGAGGAAUCGCCCACCGAUUCCACCGAGCAUUUUUUGCCCACGGUCGCCAAAAUCACCAACCCCAUUGCGUCUUGUAACCCGGCCACUCCGUACAACGAUCGGCCUCAUACCAGCUACAACAUGGUGGUGGAAAGUGGACGGGAGCCUCAACCGGCUUCUGGAAAGGCGCUCUUUACCUACGAUGUCAUCUGGACCGAAGAUUCCAACACUACCUGGGCGUCUCGUUGGGAUGUCUACUUGAACAUGAAUGGUGCCGUGCCGGCCAAAGUCCACUGGGUGUCCAUUUUCAAUUCCAUGGUGAUUGUCUUUGUGCUCAGUGCCAUGAUUGCCGCUAUUUUGGUGCGCAAUCUCCGUCGUGAUUUUGCGCGCUACAACAAGUUGGCCACGGACGAAGAAAAGGCAGAAGAUCUGGAAGAAUUUGGCUGGAAGCUGGUGCAUGCCGACGUCUUUCGUCCUCCAUCGACCUAUCCCAUGCUCUUGGCGGUUGGAUGCGGUACCGGUGCUCAAAUCUUACUCAUGGUCUUUUUCACUGUCGUUUUUGCCUCUUUGGGGUUCCUCAAUCCGGCUCGACGAGGAACAUUGCUCAUGGCAGAACUCUUCCUCUUUGUCAUGAUGGGUGGAGUUAAUGGAUAUGUCACGGCACGUCUCUACAAGACAUUCAAAGGAAAAGCCUGGCAACGAGCUACUACCAUGACUGCGGUUCUCUUUCCGGGAAUUUCCUUUGUUUUCUUUAUUGGUUUGAACAUUUUGGCAUGGUCCCAGGAGAGUACUGAUCGAGUCCCCUUUACGACCCUUUUGGUGCUCAUUAUUCUUUGGUUUGGGAUCAGUACGCCCUUGGUCUUUGUGGGAGCCUACUUUGGGUACAAGCAGGAAGCCAUUGAGUUUCCGGUCAACACCUCGUCCAUUCCUCGUCAGAUCCCCGAUCAGCCCUGGUUUAUGGGACUCCCUUUCACUCUCUUUGUGGGAGGCAUUCUACCCUUUGGAUCCUGCUUUGUGGAGCUCUACUACAUUCUUGCAUCGGUGUGGCAAGAGUAUUACUACUACGUCUUUGGAUUCCUUCUCGCGGUCCUUUUCAUUCUGGUGGUGACCUGCGCUGAGAUUACCGUCCUUUUCACCUACUUCCAGUUGUGUUCGGAGAAUUAUCAUUGGUGGUGGAGAGCCUUUGGCAAUGCUGGAUCAACCGCAAUUUGGGUGUUCUUGUACUCACUGGUCUAUUUCCAACAACUCGAGGCAAAUACCAUGGCCACUUACUUUUUGUAUUUUGGAUACACCAGUUUGGUCUGUUUGGGAAUGUUCUGUAUGAUGGGCUUUGUGGGUGUUGGUUGUUCCCUCUGGUUCAACCAGAUCAUCUUUGCUUCCAUCAAGAUUGAUUAG
This is a messenger RNA of Seminavis robusta, 1968 nucleotides long. Lineage: Eukaryota; Bacillariophyta; Bacillariophyceae; Naviculales; Naviculaceae. The record is from the annotation of a GenBank genome assembly.